AUGAAGCUCCAAGCAGUCCUGUUGGUGGCUCUUCUCGGCCUCACCACUGCGGACCCGACUUGGCCCGCUGAUACGGAUGAGCUCGAAGAGAUUAUGUUCCAGACGACGAGCACUCGCUCCCGCAAGUUUGCUGAUUCCGUCUCCCCCUGCACCAACCAGGCAUCCGGCCCCGGCCGUCACAACGCUGCCGAGUGGCUCCGCACCGCUUUUCAUGACAUGGCCACCGCCAACACGGCCCGCGGUACUGGCGGUAUCGACGCUUCCCUCCAGUACGAGCUCAACAACGGCGAGAACACUGGUCCCGGGUUCGGCACGACCCUCACCUUCAUGAGCCCCUACAUGACCAAGAAGAGUUCCAUGGCCGACCUCAUUGCCCUCGGCGGUCUACAUAUCCGUAAGAGCGUGCGCGCCCCCGCCGUUCCCUUCCGCGCCGGCAGGAGAGAUGCCACGACCGCCGGGCCCGUGGGCGUACCACAACCGCAGAACGCCAUCAGUAUCUUCCGGACGCAGUUUGACCGCAUGGGCUUCUCGCCACAAGAGAUGAUUCAGGUGACCGCGUGUGGCCAUACCAUUGGCGGCGUGCACUCGGCCGAGUUUCCAGAUAUCAUUCCGGCGGGCACCGCAACGAACGGGCAGAUCCCCCUGGACUCGAGCGUCGCCAUCUUUGACAACAAGAUCGUCACCGAGUACCUCGAUGGCACGACCCAGAAUCCGCUCGUCGUGGGCCGCGCCGUCGGCCUCAACAAGCACUCCGACUUCAAGGUGUACAACUCGGAUCGCAAUGUCACCAUGCAGGCCAUGGCCUCGGCUGCCGCCUUCAACGACGUCUGCAAGACGGUGCUGCAAAAGAUGAUCGACGUCGUGCCUCCCAGCGUCACUCUAACGGCACCUCUGGAGCCGUACCAGGUCAAGCCCGUCGGCCUGCAGCUGACGCUCUCUACGCAAGGCACCGUCAUCGAGCUGACAGGGUUCAUCCGCAUCCGCACCACCAAUGUGCCACUUACCUCUAUUGCAGGUCUGACCAUCGAUUACAAGGCACGCAACGGCGGCAACGACUGCGGAUCAAGCGGCUGCUCAUUUCCUCUCACUGUCCAAGGCGUCGGCCGCGGCCUCGACGACUCGUUCGCGUGGUUUCCCAUCGCCCGCAAUGUACCGCUCGCUAGUGGCAUCUCGUCUUUCACCGUCACAGUCCGCCGCACCGAUGGCACAAACACAGUCUACGACAACAAUGGCGCCUCGUAUCCCAUCCAGGACGCCGUCUUUCUGCAACGCUAUCAGAGCUGCCUUCUGCAAUCGUCCGGCGUGACAACUCUCACAGCCGCAGUCCGCAACGACCGCGCUGAACUGCCCGUCCGCGCCAUCAUAUCUUACAGACAACCCAGACCCGGCAGCGUCGUACCUGCCCUCAAUACCCUGACGCUCGACCUGACCCGCGGCCCUUGCAUCGGCCCCUAUACACUAUUUUCGGUAUCGACCACCAUACCUGGCGGCCGGAGCGUUGAGGCUACUUUUGACAUUCUCAGCGGCGACCGCGUCGAUGCCUUCAAGAAGGCUAAUAUUCUCGGCGGGACAUGUCAGUCUCGGCCUGUCAGUAACGUCUGCAGCACACCAGCCAUUACCUCCGUCGUGCCUUCGGCCACCUCUACCACCAUGACGACAAUAUCCUCGCCCACGCCUUCGAUAUACCGCCGCCAAACGAUGGGCCCUUAUACCCUUGUCUCCUGCUGGUCCGAGCCUCCUGCCGCCCGCGCCCUGACUGGCGCCUCCUUCGCCUAUGACGGCAUGACUCUCGAGUCCUGCUUAUCCAACUGCACAGGCUUCAAUUACUGGGGUACUGAAUACGGCCGCGAGUGCUACUGCGGCGACGCCCUUCACUCUGGGAGCGCCGCGGCACCACUUGCGGACUGCGGCAUGCCUUGCUCCGGCGAUGGGACGCAAUACUGCGGAGGCGGCAACAGGAUCGAGCUUUACCGGACAACAGCCACAAAGACAAGCACGAGUACAACCGCCGCCCCUGAGCCGACGCGUGUGCCGAGUGUACGCGGAUUCGUGCGUGUGGGAUGUCAGACAGACAAUACGGGCGCCAGGGCUCUGAGUGGCGCCACGACAGCAGGAGAUGAUAUGACACUGGACAAGUGUGCUGCUUUCUGCUCCGCAUUCACCUACUUCGGCACGGAAUAUGGCAGAGAAUGUGAGUUGGUUCCCUUUGCCCACCGUCGCCGGAUCCACGUCUUGCUUUUGACCGAUCAAGAAUACUAA
Molecule: messenger RNA, 2259 nt
Organism: Verticillium alfalfae VaMs.102
Lineage: Eukaryota; Fungi; Ascomycota; Sordariomycetes; Glomerellales; Plectosphaerellaceae
Product: L-ascorbate peroxidase
Exons: 1
Coding region: 1-2259 (752 amino acids)
Biological process (GO): hydrogen peroxide catabolic process; response to reactive oxygen species; cellular response to oxidative stress
Molecular function (GO): heme binding; peroxidase activity
Source: RefSeq, a predicted model, not a curated record